Sebastes umbrosus (honeycomb rockfish) is the source of this 886-nucleotide messenger RNA. RefSeq names its product HOATZ cilia and flagella associated protein (gene hoatz). The record is from RefSeq and is a predicted model, not a curated record. NCBI's taxonomy places the organism in Eukaryota, Metazoa, Chordata, Actinopteri, Perciformes, Sebastidae. Gene Ontology annotation, biological process: cilium assembly. The coding region runs from base 363 to 845 and encodes 160 amino acids. The transcript has a single exon.
UACUUUUGUACGGCACUUUGUAGUUGGACAUCUUACUGCUUUCAGUCCAAUUAGCAAGCUGCAUAUCAGCUACAUUACCAUCUGCAUUGCAUCCUAGGGCGAUUUCAAGCCAUAUUGUCCUUUAUGUGGUUGUUGAGGUGUUAAUGUUUGUCAUAUAUUAUCGAGUGUUGAACCUACUUUUAGUUUGAAAGGUUUAUUUCUUCUUCCUACUGGCUUGCCGUAGUAGUCUCGUUUCCAUGGUGACCAUACCAAACCGUUUCCAUGGUGACAAUACUAAACAACAGCGCGCUUCAUUAGCUCGCUAGUUUAACCUGUAGUCUCUAAUCUUUCUUGUUAACAUUUCUGUGGACUUAAAGUAUAAAAUGUCCGUCGUGGCUGAGCCUCCGGAGCAGGAGGACUUUGCUCAAUGCUUCACCGUGUUUGACGGCUCUCCUCCGGAGGACGUGUCCCACGCCCGGCAGCUGUGGAGCUCUCUGUCUCUGCUGCCGCCGCUGGAGUCCCGGCUGGUGUCCGCAGACAUCCACCAGAGACUGCCGGUGUGCCGCCGGCCGCAGCGCAGCAGCAGCAACACUACUACUACCGCAGGUCCUCCCAAACACUCAGCCCCGCAGCCGCCCAGCGAGCCUGCUCUGCGGCAGAGACGGGAGGAGAGGCAGCGGUACGUGGCCAUGGCCGAGCAGAGGAGGGAGAUCCUGGCUCUGCUGAGGAGGCAGAGGGAGCUGAGGAUCCAGAGGGAGCUGGUCUCUGUGGACUUUAAGCCCAAGAUCAAGCUGGGCCGAGAGGAAAAGCUGCAACAACCUGCAGAUUGUGAGCUGGACGUGGAGCUGGUGAAGCAGCUGCAGUGAAAAACACCGUGAUUAAAGGGACUGUAUGUAAGAAUCAGAAA